Molecule: messenger RNA, 1923 nt
Organism: Leptopilina boulardi
Lineage: Eukaryota; Metazoa; Arthropoda; Insecta; Hymenoptera; Figitidae
Product: centromere-associated protein E-like
Exons: 7
Coding region: 572-1594 (340 amino acids)
Source: RefSeq, a predicted model, not a curated record
UCAACCUAAAAGUAAUUCCAGUGUAAAUUUAAUAUUUCCACCAAUAUUAGAUAAUAAUAAUGCCAAAAUUAAAUAAUUACAUUCUAAUGUCAAUUAUUGGUGAUUUGAAAGAAUUAGUUAAUGUUAGUAAUGAAAUUUAUCCAUUGAUUGGAAAUAUCGAACAUCAGUCAUGGAAAUUCCCAAAAAAAAAUUGUAGGAACAUUAACGUCCUGGAAAUUUUAGAGCUUCACAAAGGAACCGCAGGCGAAAUGUACAUCCUGCUCCUUGAGCUUGCUUACGACAGAAUUAAUUUUGUCUUGCGGCUUAUCGUUGAAUUCAUGGAUAUUUAUCAUACCUUGGAGGAUUAUACAAAAGAAAUUAAAAAUUUUAAGAGGCCUAAAUUUAUGUCAAUAGCCGCUAUCAUUCAACUCGUUUGGCAACGACUCAAAUUAUUUCCCGAGUCCAUAAAAAUUAAGUCUUCAGGAGUAAAAAAAAAUAAAAUAAAAUUUGAAAUCUUGAGUCUUUCGAGGGACGAACCACUUAGACUCUUAUGCCGUGCAUUUAUUCGAGUGGAAUGCAUAUCUAGGCGAAGAUGAAAGACAUGGACGACAAAUCGUUCACCGAGAAAAUCUCACGAGGUUCCCAGGCCGUCAGCGGUUGUUUCAAAGAUUGUCGAAGUUGUUCCCUCGCCUCGUCUACGAUUCUCGACCUGGUAAAAGAAAUCGAAAUUACGUUUCACGAAUAUAAACUCCAAUCUUUUGCUGCCAAGGAAAGGGAACUUAGCAAGUUUGGUCUCUGGGAUAAGAGCCAAUGGGCUGUAAUGAGCAAACUGGCGGAAGCAAUAAACCAGGACGUGAGGAUCAUUCUGAAUCUCGUGCAAGAUAACGCGCGAAUCAGCGAAUCGGUGAAAAGGGAUCACGAUAACACUAUGAAGAGAUUACAAGUGAAUUUGAAAAGCAAAAUAUCUGAACUUGACACAUUAAAAUUGAAAAAUGUUAAUCUUGAAGAAAAAAUACAAAAUGUUGUGUCUGAAAUGGAAAAAGUGGGAAACAAUCAACUCGAAACAGAGCAAAAAAACAUUGACUUAAUUACAGAAUUGCAGGAAACAAGAGGACAAAUGUCUAGUCUCGUAGAGUGUAAUCAAAUAAUACAGAAACAAUUAAUAGAAGUGAUUAUUACAAAAAGUUCAUUGGAAAAAACAAUUGAUACACUGAACAAUCAAUUAGAAAUUAAUAAAGAGAAAUCAAAUUUCGAGAUUCAAAAUUUACAUGAUGUUAUAAGUAAUUUACAACUGGAAAAUAUAAAUAUAAAAAGAGAAUUUGAAUGUAGAAUUGCAAAACUAGAAGAGAAAGUGUCGAGAAAAUCCUUGACUAACAGGAAUAAUCAGAAUUGCAGAUGCACAGGAAGUGUUGAAAAGUUGACAAAAACCAAUUCUAACAGUUAUUCACGAAUGAAGUCAGUCGUGAAAUCUGAGGAUAACCCUGAAGUAGACAUGACGCAGCAAUUCAAUUCAAAUCAGCAGAAAAUCAAAGAACUCACACGACAAAAUGAGAGACUAUCAAAAACAAUUGAACGACUACGUGAAUAUCGACUCUGUGAAAUUGAAAAAAAAUAAUUAACAUAACAAAUUUCAAUAUCACGAAAUUUUUAAAAUUAUGUUUUUUUGUUUUUAACAUAUAUAAAUAAUAAAGCAUAUUUCUCUCUAUUGAAUUAUAAUUAAAAAUGAAAUGUUUAAACAGUUAAAAGGAAUAAGAUCAAUAGAAUAUAAAAUGGAAGCAUGAUUCUCGAAAUUUUAAAAGAGAAAAAAGUGACUUGUUUACUUUAAACGUUUAAGUAAUUCAGCUAUCGUUCUUUAAUUAAUGCUCUUGAAGAAUAUUGUCAAUAUAAUAAGAUCUCUGAAUAUUGGAAAAAUUCAAAAAGUUUUCAGUUUCAGUAAAAUGUGCA